CUUUCUCCAUGCCAGCGCUAUUGACCGGAACCGACCAAGGGCUCAUCCGAGUCCGGGCAGUCCGCCUGUUUCAGCAGUCGUUACAUCACCGUUUGCGGGUUGCGGGAGAAUAUCUUACCAGUUUUACCAUACACCGGGGGUAAUCGAUGGUAAAUGAUGGUAACUGAUUACCCAGCCUGAGGCCGUCCGCAGUCGAUGGAAUUACCUCAAUAUUGAUGGCUUGGAUCCUGACCUUUUUUGCUCUGGCAAACUCUCUUUCCCUCUCUUUUCUGGUCGCACUCGCUUGUCUCUCACCACCCUCCUUUUCCUUCUCUUGCCUUGGCUUGUCUAUGCACAAGCACAAACACAAACAUUGGGCCUGUCACGUUUCCUGUCAAGGUGAGCAAGCCAUCCAGGGAAGAAGUUCAUUCUCACCCAAUACUCAUUUGAACUACACUCACUACACUACACUACACUACACUAAGUCUCUACACUACUACUACUUCCGGCUACGGCCUUUUGCCAAUCCUUACUGCUAAGUGCUAGCUAACUCACCUAUCUGUCCAUCCCCCCCCAUAUUCAGGCUACAUACUAGCUACCGUGCUAAUAACGAGGUCUACUUGACUUCCGCCCGUUGUCAACAACUGAACCUCCCCCGGGCCCUCCCCCC
Messenger RNA from Aspergillus japonicus CBS 114.51, 649 nucleotides. RefSeq lists its product as uncharacterized. The record is from RefSeq and is a predicted model, not a curated record. The transcript has a single exon. Lineage: Eukaryota; Fungi; Ascomycota; Eurotiomycetes; Eurotiales; Aspergillaceae. The coding region runs from base 216 to 518 and encodes 100 amino acids.